UAUGGGUCAGAUAGGAGACCAUCGGUUUCAAUCUGGUUGAUUUCUGUAGGUUUAUUUUACCGUUUUACCUCUGGAGAUUCAUAUCAGGGGUUAAUUGAUAAUUAACAGACUCACUGACAGACUAAACGCUGCUCUGCGGCCUCAUCUGCGCCUUUUUGUCUGCGGGAAAACAGGAUGAUGUUUAUUAUUAGACGCUGAAACAAUCGACGGCGCGUUUUGUCGAGCCGUAAAAAAUAAAAAAAGGGUGUUUCCACAAACCAGGCUGUCAAACAUAAGAAGACCAUAGAUGUGAUUCUUUCUCACUACCGGCAGCGUUUGUGAAAAAAAGAAAUUCAUCCAGAUGAUGUCCGGAAAGCAUUUCAAGGCUCAUGAAGUGAGCUGCUGCAUCAAGUAUUUCAUCUUCGGUUUCAACAUCAUUUUCUGGUUUCUUGGUGUGGCGUUCCUUGGAAUUGGGUUGUGGGCAUGGAGUGAGAAGGGUGUUCUGUCCAACAUCUCGUCCAUCACAGACCUGGGGGGCUUCGACCCUGUGUGGCUCUUCCUUGUGGUGGGUGGGGUGAUGUUCAUCCUCGGAUUUGCCGGUUGCAUUGGAGCGCUGCGAGAAAACUCUUUUCUGCUGAAAUUUUUCUCCGUGUUCCUGGGUAUCAUCUUCUUCCUGGAGCUGACUGCUGGAGUCUUGGCCUUUGUCUUCAAAGACUGGAUCAAGGACCAGCUCAACUUUUUCAUUAACAACAACAUUCGGGCCUACAGAGACGACAUUGAUCUGCAGAACCUGAUAGAUUUCACUCAGGAAUAUUGGGAGUGUUGUGGAGCUUUUGGAGCUGACGAUUGGAAUUUGAACAUCUACUUCAACUGCACUGAUUCAAACCCAAGUCGUGAGAAAUGUGGAGUGCCCUUUUCUUGCUGCACCAAAGAUCCAGCGGAGGAUGUCAUAAACACUCAGUGUGGAUACGACAUCCGAGCAAAAGCGGACUCUGAGCAGAGGCCUUUCAUCUACAUUAAAGGGUGUGUCCCACAGUUUGAGAAGUGGCUUCAAGACAACCUGACAGUGGUUGCAGGCAUCUUUAUUGGGAUUGCAUUACUACAGAUUUUUGGCAUCUGUUUAGCGCAGAAUCUCGUGAGUGACAUUGAAGCAGUUAGAGAGAGUUGUUUGUUUACCUAAGACCUCCACAGAAUCUCCAAAGGCAAGAAGGAUGUACCCGGACUCUUCAGAUCAGACGCCAGCAAUGAAGGGAAAUACAUUAAUCAGCUGAUGCGUUCAGAAUGAAGAGCCUCAUUUCUGUGUAAAUAAUAAACUUAAGAGUUAUUUUUAGAGUUAUCUGUGGCCCUGUUUUUUAAUGAAGCACCACCUCUGACAAGUAUUGCAUCUCACAUAUAGUACAAUAAAAAAACAACAAAUGCAUUGCAACUUCUUUGCAGUAUAAGCAGCUACGAUGGUAAAGAUGCUCAUGACAUUUAUCUGCAGUCUUGUGAGAUAGUAGCUGAGGAGGCCGUCAUAAGAUCAUAAAAUAGAUUUGAUAUUUUAUCAGAAUUAGUGCUUCAUUUAGAGAAGGGCCUUGGUUUUUUAUGUCUCACAACUACAGUUUUUAAAGCUGUAUGUAAGGGUUGUGUACAAAGAUCAAGUGAUUCUGGAAAUGCACUGCAUGCCUAUUGUCUACUGGUAGGACAUUGGCUCUCCUAACUGUAUUUCAUUAAUGUAAUGCAUUUUAAAAUAUUUGUAAAAUAGUCACUAGUUUAGAUUGAAUCGGCUGGUUAGCACUUUGUGAAAUGUUUAAUGGAAUCUACUCAAAGCUUCGGAGAAUUAAGUUUAGAUUUAUUUUCUAUCAGCGAGAUCACACAUUUAUCAUACAGAUACAGUUUGUUCGCAGAGAUUUGCGAGGCUGAGGUGGAUAUAGUAACAUGUAGUAUAAUGAAAGCAUAUAAUAGAUGUGGUAGGCUUUGUGAAGUUGCAGUUUGUAUGAGUUUUGGCAGUGACAUUAAAAUAAUGUCUAAAUAUAUUGGGAGAAACUGAAGAUAUGGCGUCUAAAUCAAAACUCAGCCUUAAGCACUUUAAUCUUCAUAGGACAGUGAUGAAAGCUGGUCGCAGCCACACAGCUUUUGUCUUGAUGGACUGUUAGUUUAAGUCAAGCAUACAGCAACUGGAGGGGGCACUUUCUUGAAAACUAGCAUCUGUAAUUUCUUGGUGCUCCAUAAUUGUCAUAUACAUCUCGACUUUGUCCAAAAGCAGCUUGACAGAAAAUGUGUUUCGCACAUUCUUGUUUUGUGCUAUUCCUUGCACAUUAUCUUAUCUUACUGUUUAUUCAUUUAUUUUUCUCCAUUUUUUCUUUGAUGAAAUCUGCCUAAUCGAUGAUAAAUCUUUGUUGGUUGUGUUUGAUUUUUUUCUGUGUUUCACUGGAAAAUAAGGAUAAAAGCUAUUUCCAAGGUUUAUAAUGAAUGGCAUGCUGGUACUUCUUGGAGGCACUUAACUGAACUUAGAAAUAAUUUAUAGCUAACAUACAUAUAGUAAUUGAAAAUAGAGUCCAGACUCUAUCACCAGCAUCAUUUCAAAUGCAAACUGAAAUACAAUUUGUUGUUUUUUUCUUUUAGACAUUACCUGGAAGCAUAUAAUUUACCAUUAUAUUUUAAAAAAAACAACUGUUAAGUGAGAUUAAGAGCAGCCGUUUCAUUUAAAGACAGUGUGACUGAGCUCAGCAUCCUCACACAGGAUGUUGAACACUUAAUUUCUACAUUUCACAUGUUAUAAAGGUGUCAGGUAUCCCUUUUUCCAUUAAAACAUCCCAUGAUUGUUGAUAUUGACCUAUUACACUUUUCUUACCACUCAGUGCCAUACAUGUGAUUUCUACAUAUUCCUGACUAUAACUUUCAUGUGUACUCCUGAUUCUUGUAAAUAACUGGACCGUAACAAGUUGUAAAUAUACAUCUGAAUAAAUGUGGUUCUUUAUA
Messenger RNA from Scomber scombrus (Atlantic mackerel), 2940 nucleotides. RefSeq names its product tetraspanin-5. Lineage: Eukaryota; Metazoa; Chordata; Actinopteri; Scombriformes; Scombridae. The record is from RefSeq and is a predicted model, not a curated record. The coding region runs from base 341 to 1159 and encodes 272 amino acids. Gene Ontology annotation, cellular component: membrane. The transcript is spliced from 10 exons. Gene Ontology annotation, biological process: protein localization to plasma membrane; protein maturation; regulation of vascular endothelial growth factor signaling pathway.